Neoarius graeffei (lesser salmon catfish) is the source of this 3442-nucleotide messenger RNA. Its product is annotated as zinc finger protein 271-like. The coding region runs from base 134 to 2953 and encodes 939 amino acids. NCBI's taxonomy places the organism in Eukaryota, Metazoa, Chordata, Actinopteri, Siluriformes, Ariidae. The record is from RefSeq and is a predicted model, not a curated record. The transcript is spliced from 6 exons. Gene Ontology annotation, molecular function: histone methyltransferase activity; protein binding.
UGGAGAAGAAAAAGCCGCUGCUCGUCUGAGCCGCUUUAGUCCCUCGAUUUAUAAAAAUAAAAACACGUUAUUGUGUCUGGCUCUGAGGAUUUAAAACCUUGUUCUGCUUUAAAACCCUGAGCUGUGUGAGGACAUGAAAACCGAGACAUCCAUGGAUGGAGAGACCUCAGAAGCCUGUGUGAAGAAAGAGGAGACGCUGGAGCUGAAUAUUUACAACUAUGGAGACGAUCUCGACAACCCACCUGAAGGUCUCUCCGUUAAAGUGGAAGAUCCUGACGAUAAAGACUAUCUCUACUGUGAAGUUUGCAAAUCCUUCUUCCUCAACAAAUGCGAGGUUCAUGGACCACCCCUCUUCAUUCCCGAUACUCCUGUUCCCAUGGGAGUCCCUGACCGAGCCAGACAAACUCUUCCUCCUGGGCUAGAAAUCCAGAAGUCCAGUAUUCCUGAUGCAGGCCUGGGAGUGUUUAAUAAGGGGGAGACUGUUCCAGUAGGUGCACACUUCGGACCCUGCCAGGGAGAGCUGGUGAACCGAGAGGAAGCCAAGAACAGUGGAGACUCCUCGGUUGUAUACAGGAGCAUGCAGUGUGAAGAAUACAUCGAUGUCAAAAGAGAGACGCAUGUGAAUUGGAUGAGGUAUGUGAAUUGUGCCCGUAAUGAAGAAGAACAGAAUCUUGUGGCAUUUGAGUAUCAAGGGGGAAUUCUGUAUCGUUGCUGUCGAUCCAUUAACCCAGGACAGGAGCUCUUGGUGUGGUAUGAAGAGGAGUACACCAAAGAACUCAGUCCUGCACCUACAGGAACAACCAGACAGCAAGAAGUAAAGAACGCUCUGCUGCAAGUCUUUUCCUGCUCCACAUGCCCUUGUUCCGAUGCAUCUCAAAUUUACCUCGACAAACACAUCCAGAGAUGCCACGAUGAAGAGGAUGCGAGACUGCGAGAAUCAGGAGAGAUUAAAUAUGAGCUUCAGAUCCCCUCCAAAUGCUCCAGUCGUCAGCCGACAUCAACUGAUAUCCAUUCUGAUACUUCCCAUAAUGAUAUACAGAAGGAAAUUCACCACUGCUCAGAUUGUGAAAAGAGUUUUAGUUAUCAGAAUGCACUCAAAACACAACAGCGCAUUCACACAGGAGAGAAGCCGUAUCACUGCUCACAGUGUGGGAAGAGUUUUACUGAACAGAGUGCUCUCCAACAACACCAGCGCAUUCACACAGGAGAGAAGCCGUAUCACUGCUCACAGUGUGGGAAGAGUUUUACUCAUCAGAGUACUCUCCAACGACACCAGCGCAUUCACACAGGAGAGAAGCCGUAUCACUGCUCACAGUGUGGAAAGAGUUUUACUGAACAGAGUACUCUCCAAAAACACCAGCGCAUUCACACAGGAGAGAAGCCGUAUCACUGCUCACAGUGUGGGAAGAGUUUUACUCAUCAGAGUGCUCUCCAACGACACCGGCGCAUUCACACAGGAGAGAAGCCGUAUCACUGCUUACAGUGUGGGAAGAGUUUUACUCAGCAGAGUACUCUCCAAAAACACCAGCGCAUUCACACAGGAGAGAAGCCGUAUCACUGCUCACAGUGUGGAAAGAGUUUUACUCAUCAGAGUGCUCUCCAACGACACCAGCGCAUUCACACAGGAGAGAAGCCGUAUCACUGCUCACAGUGUGGGAAGAGUUUUACUGAACAGAGUGCUCUCCAAAAACACCAGCGCAUUCACACAGGAGAGAGGCCGUAUCACUGCUCACAGUGUGGGAAGAGUUUUACUCAUCAGAGUGCUCUCCAAACACACCAGCGCAUUCACACAGGAGAGAAGCCGUAUCACUGCUCACAGUGUGGGAAGAGUUUUACUGAACAGAGUGCUCUCCAAAAACACCAGCGCAUUCACACAGGAGAGAGGCCGUAUCACUGCUCACAGUGUGGAAAGAGUUUUACUCAUCAGAGUACUCUCCGACGACACCAGCGCAUUCACACAGGAGAGAAGCCGUAUCACUGCUCACAGUGUGGGAAGAGUUUUACUGAACAGAGUGCUCUCCAAAAACACCAGCUCAUUCACACAGGAGAGAAGCCGUAUCACUGCUCACAGUGUGGAAAGAGUUUUACUCGUCAGAGUACUCUCCGACGACACCAGCGCAUUCACACAGGAGAGAAGCCGUAUCACUGCUCACAGUGUGGGAAGAGUUUUACUGAACAGAGUGCUCUCCAAAUACACCAGCGCAUUCACACAGGAGAAAAGCCGUAUCAUUGCUCACAGUGUGGGAAGAGUUUUACUCAGCAGAGUAAUCUCCAAAAACACCGGCGCAUUCACACAGGAGAGAAGCCGUAUCACUGCUCACAGUGUGGGAAGAGUUUUACUCAUCAGAGCGUUCUCCAAACACACCAGUGCAUUCACACAGGAGAGAAGCCGUAUCACUGCUCACAGUGUGGAAAGAGUUUUACUCGUCAGAGUACUCUCCAACGACACCGGCGCAUUCACACAGGAGAGAAGCCGUAUCACUGCUCACAGUGUGGGAAGAGUUUUACUCAGCAGAGUAAUCUCCAAAAACACCAGCGCAUUCACACAGGAGAGAAGCCGUAUCACUGCUCACAGUGUGGGAAGAGUUUUACUCAUCAGAGUGCUCUCCAAACACACCAGUGCAUUCACACAGGAGAGAAGCCGUAUCACUGCUCACAGUGUGGGAAGAGUUUUACUCAUCAGAGUGCUCUCCAAACACACCAGUGCAUUCACACAGGAGAGAAGCCGUAUCACUGCUCACAGUGUGGAAAGAGUUUUACUCGUCAGAGUGCUCUCCAACGACACCAGCGCAUUCACACUGGAGAGAAGCCGUAUCACUGCUCACAGUGUGGGAAGAGUUUUACUCAGCAGAGUAAUCUCCAAAAACACCAGCGCAUUCACACAGGAGAGAAGCCGUAUCACUGCACACAGUGUUGGAGAGUGCUCUCCAACGACACCAGCGCAUUCACGUAGGACAGAAGCCGUAUAACUGAUCAUGGUGUGGAAAGACGUUUGCUUAUUUAGUUACAUUUAAGACCUUAAGGUGCACUAACUGGGAGACAUUGCAUAAUUUAAAGUUGUCAAAUUAAAUAUGGUUAUUACAGUUUUGACUGAAAAUAACCUGUACUUUUUGAACUUUAUUCAUGUUACACUGGUCAGCAAUUUUUCAGAAGUUGUCUGCAUCAGCGAUGAAAUUGUCUAUUAUGAAAUUUGGUGUGUUGAAUUAGACGUGACAGUUAAUCAGCUGAUUGGCUGGGGCUUGCAAGAUAUUUAAAAUUUUAGAUUUUAUACUUGUGUACAUUGUGUAGAUCGUAAUGUUUUAAGUAUAAAUUGUAAAACUAGGUCUCGUGUGUUUAUGGUUGGUUUACAUGAUAUUUCACCUGUUCUCCUUAUGUAAUACUAGAAAAUCAGCUAAAAGUUUAUAUAAAUAAAAUGUAUUAUGAACCAAAUUGCAAAAAACAA